Blepharisma stoltei is the source of this 2135-nucleotide messenger RNA. The record is from the annotation of a GenBank genome assembly. NCBI's taxonomy places the organism in Eukaryota, Ciliophora, Heterotrichea, Heterotrichida, Blepharismidae.
AUGACGAAUAGAAAACUUAUUGAUGACAUAAAAGAUGCUUUUUUGAAUCAAGAUAAAUCUGAUACAGAUGUCAAUGUAUUUUAUAUACAGAAACUUAAAAGAAUAUUCAAAGAAAACCAAAUCCUCCGAGCAAUUCCUCCUAAUCAGCGGCAUGAAGUAUGAUAUAAAUAGCUAUGCGCAAAUAUGACCCUCCAUGAAUAUCACAUUCUUGAUACUUGUAUAUCAGAAAAAGAUAAAAAACCUGAUUUUUUUAUUGCAGUUUCUGGAAAAUUAUCGUCUAAAAAUAAAGACCGUCAAGAAAUCAUCCAUGAGCCUUUUGGCCUUUUUGGAUAUACUAAGCCGCUUAACGGAAUAUCCUAUAUACCAGGUAGAGUUAUAUCAAAAGAGCACUCAUAUGUAAUUUCAAUCCCUAGACAAAUAGUGAAAGCCGAAAUGGAAAAAAUUAAUAAAUUCCAAGAAAGCAUCAAAGUCCUUGAUUUUCUUGUCAAAACAGUUCCUGGCCUCAGGCAGCUUGGUCAUGCUAGCAAAGAGAGAAUAUUAAAGUUAUUUGAAAUAUGCACAUUUAAAAACGGUGAUACAAUUCUGCAAGAAGGAGUUCAUGCUACUCAUGCAUUUAUAAUAGAAGAAGGUCAAUGCAGACAAGUGUCAGCUGGCAAUUCAAGCAGACCUUCAACAAGUAGAGCAAGAGGGCUGAUAUCCAAAACUACAAGUACUUAUAAUUUCGGGCUCGUUAUGCCUGGUCAAUGAAUAGGUGAAGAUUCAGUUCUACUGAAUAAACCAAUGGACUUAUCAGUUAUAGCUGCGACUGUUGUAAAAGCAUUGAAAAUUUCAAAAGAAAAAUUCCUUGAAGGGCUCACUAGAGAUACGCAGCAUGCAUUAAAAGAAAAUCUUAUAAAGAAGCUUGAAUGGCGAGAACAUAGGAAAAGUGAUAUUUCUCAGACAAUUUAUAGUACCUUAUUUAUAGAUAAUUUCACCGAAACUAUAAAUGCCCAAGAACAAAUUGAAAAAAAUUAUCCAACAGCGUCAAAAAUGGCUCUUACAAGCAUCCAGCGAAGAGAAGCAGCAAAAUCUGAUGGUGGGCUACACCCUCUUCUUAAUAGUUCUUAUUCGAAUAAAGUUUAUGCACGAACUCCAAGCCCCGAGCCAGAGGCGAAAAAUUUGUCGCCUAAAAGGGCUUCAUUUGAAAAGUCUUAUCCAAACCAAGGAAAAGCAAGAUCUCAGUCUUCAGACUUAACGACUAGAAGAGUGUCUUAUCAAAACAUCAAGCCUGGAGCUCAAAGUAAUGUUUUUUCUAGCCAGCAGUUAGCAGUGUCUAAUUUAGGGCAUAUAAGGAAGCCUAAAGUGAGGCUUCAUUCAGCGGCUACACUUGGAAGGUCAUUAGUCCCAACUUUUCCUGAAAAAAAGUUUAAUAGAAUAGAAAAGCCCCAACAUGUGGUUUCAGCAAGAGUUGACCCAGUGAUAAGCUUUGUUGAAGUAAGAGAUGAACAAAAUGAAAGCUUUGGGAAGAAAAUAAGAAAAGGAAGACCUUUGUCACCUAAUCCUGUGGAAGUUUGAGCUAGAAAGGUUAUAGCUAUUAGAUUAAUUUCAAGUGCCAAAGCUUAUUACUCCCUUUCAUCAUGCUCCACCACUUGCUCGCCGAUCAAACACUCGGACUUAUACUGUAUUGCUCCUUUCAGACGAGGCCUGCAUUCGCAAAACGGAAGUGGGAAAGAUUUUGUCACCAUUUACAAUCAGCAGGUCGCCUUCCAUAGAAAAUUUAAUGUCGAAUUUACUGGUAAUCUGGAGACUAAAUGUAACUCCAAGCUCAGGAUGCAACUCUUGUUAUCGCGUUGGAAAACUUUUCCGAACCUUUCUAACUACAUUCCCAUUUCUCCAUGAUAAACCUUGCCUCUCAGCUAAGCUUUGACUGAUCUAGCUCAGCAUCACAGUUCUGCCUGUGCCAAUAAGUCUUACCAGAUACACAUAUAGGACGCCUUCAAUUCCCCUAGUGUCUUUGGAUAACCUGUUACAGUGAUUUAAGAGGUCGGGUUGACUCUUCACGCGAUUUUAAUGUAUAAGCUAGAAAGCAUAAUUUAGAUAUAAAACAGCUAACCGGCAGAUCUCCAGUCAAACCAGUUCCACCUAUCAACGCUUAG